Messenger RNA from Marasmius oreades (fairy-ring Marasmius), 192 nucleotides. RefSeq lists its product as uncharacterized. Bases 1 to 192 code for a protein of 63 amino acids. The record is from RefSeq and is a predicted model, not a curated record. Lineage: Eukaryota; Fungi; Basidiomycota; Agaricomycetes; Agaricales; Marasmiaceae. The transcript is spliced from 2 exons.
AUGAGAAGAUCGUGUAUAUGCGGCGAGAAAACGGGUGCCUUGGGGAUCGCUGGUCUUUGGGCAAUCCAGGACGAUGAGACAACCUUCGGUGGAUGGACCAAUAUCACCUACAAGUUGAUACCGGGAAUCAAUCAUUUCGUUCAUUGGGCAGACCCAGAAAAGGCACUCCAGGUUUUGAUGGAAUUGAUGUGA